AUGGCGUUUCUACCUCGACGACCAUCACCCUUUCCGACCGCAGAUUUACAAGUCGCACAGGAACCGACGCGUUCGAGCUUCGGUGUGCAGCAAUCUGCCGAGCAAAAUGAUACUGGAGCAGACAAUCCUCUCGGCUCCUCCUCGGUCUACAGCGAACAGGCAACGCCAAGGCUUUCCUCCAAGCGGCGUUCGCUCUCGGAUGCUGGAAGCUCUUUCUCGACGUCUCCGAAGCUCCAGGAGACGUUGAGAUCGUUCAAGGAUGAUCAAACAAUCAAACCAACCCCCGGCACGCCUUCUCGCUCAGUUGCCCAUGGUUUGUCAUUGCAGCUACCGCGUAGGGACAUUACUGGCUUAAAUGCUACCAACCUCAUAAACAAAGUACCUCUAUCGCCAAAAUUGGACGCAUCGAACUCAUAUGGGGUUCCCGCGUCAACAUUACCUCGCCGCUCCCGAGGUCUUGAUUUCUCACGAGCUUGCACGAACCUUCAUCACUCGACGUUGGCAGAACAGUCUUCGCCAGAUUCUUCUCCAACCAUGGCGGGAAAGGGCAUGAUGAUUCCCUCCCGCAAGGGACUUCAUCAUACGCAACGUGCUCAUGACUCGCCUAGCAAUGGUUCAACAUCUCACUGGUCGACCAUUUCGCAUUCGGAAAGAAAGGGAAUUCCAAGUUCCGUGGGUAGCGUCAACAUGCUGGACUCUGAUCCCUCAAGCAGCUCGUCGGAUGAGGACGACUUUGUGGACUUGGACGACGCCGAAGAUACGACAUAUGCCGCUUCUCGGCCAUCAAAUGUCGGUGGCAGCAUCAAUUCUUUGAAUGGAUAUCAAAUUCCUCCAAUUCCGAGCGGUUUAGGCAAUGAUAUCCUUGGAAGCCGCUCGCCUAUGGCAGCAAAUUUCAUGAGUUUUCAGCGAGCCCGCUUAAGGAGUCGUAAAGGUUCAAGCAGUGCAAAUAGUAUAUUGGGCAGCCCAAGCCCGAGGUCGCCUUCUCUUGUCAGAAGCAUCGAGACUGUUAACGGUGGUUAUUUUGCAAAAGAUCUCGCAAGGAAGGACAUUGAAGCCCGGAGAGAAAGCCUGAGCCUGGGAACAAAAGACCUACAUAUCUCUUCGGGAGGCGAAAGUGACGAGUGUAUGCGUUCUGUCGGCGCGAAUGAUGGAGUGACCCCAGCAGCACUCGGAAAGGACGAGAGACGAGGCGUUAUCAAGCGAACUGUCACUCGAAGAGGCAGCUUACUGCCAAAAACAAAAACGUUUGCACGAGUGCGUGCUGCUUUAUUGGAAGAGGGUGCACCAGUGGAUAGCGAUGUCCGACGUGAAGCCGAAGUGGUACGACAAGUACGAGAAAGCGAACCGGAUUUGGAACCUUCCUUUCAUACAUCUCAGUCGAGUGACGCCGCUCGAGACGUAUCGCCGUCUCUUUUGCCAGUUGUUCCUGGCUUCCAUGACUUGCUCGAAGACAUACCGGAAGAUAAUAAUAUGAACAGUGAGGCGACUACCAGUACAAUUGAUCCUAAUGCUCGCGGGAGCUUUUCAAGGCAAGCCAUGAAAAACUCAGGCGGCUUGGAGUUCUGGAAUUCGUUUGACGAGCGAAUGCACACGCCCCCGCCUCCGUCUUUUCCUCGAGGAGCUUCCUCGGGUGCUAGCGAAGAUGUCAAUAUGGACUCUCCCUCUGUCUCUACUCCACCCUCAUCUUCCAUUCUUGCGUCAGCUGUUGCCCAAAUGAAGCAAUCAUCGCGUGCUUCAACGCCACAGCCUUUUGGGAAUCCGUCAAUCACCGAAGUUCCACGGAAGGCCAACAAGAGAGCUCGAGAUGACGAACUUGACUCCACUUCUUUAAAGCGCAGAGCUGUUUCCCCUGGAAUGAGCGUUCAGAACAGCCCAAUCCUGACACAAUCGCCGGCUCAGAAAGAUAGCUCAUGGUGGGGCUUGGCAAGAGCCAAUCGUGAGCCAACUCCAGCUUCAAGUAUAGGGGCUGCUCCUGGCGAAAGAGCAAAUAGCGGCAGCAGUGCCAGCAGUGGUGUUACUGCCACAUCUAUGAAGCGAGUUGGAUUGCAAGGGAUGAAUGACACCAACGAUGGUAUCAUGAAGAUGAGCAUUGAAUGA
Xylona heveae TC161 is the source of this 2097-nucleotide messenger RNA. RefSeq lists its product as hypothetical. NCBI's taxonomy places the organism in Eukaryota, Fungi, Ascomycota, Xylonomycetes, Xylonales, Xylonaceae. The transcript is spliced from 2 exons. Bases 1 to 2097 code for a protein of 698 amino acids. Gene Ontology annotation, cellular component: site of double-strand break. The record is from RefSeq and is a predicted model, not a curated record.